Molecule: messenger RNA, 4775 nt
Organism: Trichoderma atroviride IMI 206040
Lineage: Eukaryota; Fungi; Ascomycota; Sordariomycetes; Hypocreales; Hypocreaceae
Source: RefSeq, a predicted model, not a curated record
AUGGCCUCUUCUCGACCAUCGCGACGCGUCGCCAGGCGGGCAAUUAUCGAAUCCGACGACGAAGAUGAAAUCUCCUUGACAUCAAAUGCUCGCGAGGAGUCGCCCGACUUUGAGCCCGAACAGCCAGCCCCCAAGAAAACCAGGACCGCGCGCAGGUCAGUUCCAUCUGCGGCCGCUGCUGAUACGUCCACAACGUCCACAACGUCUGCAAAACCGACAAAAGCGCCAAAGGCACCUCGAACUCGUCGGCGCCCUAAAAAGGCCCCAACCCCGUCAGAGACCGUCGAUAACAGCGACAUACUCGGCGAAGAUGAAAUCUCCCAAGCAAACGUCACUGCGACCCCGAAACCUCGCCGGACUAAGAGAGCCUCAACGACUCGACCUCAAGAAACCCAAGCUGUGCAGUCGACCCCAGCACCCAAACCACCGCAGCCAUCAAUAGAAACUCCGCACGCACAGCGGCUGGGUUCUCCUCUGACAGAUAUCACAUCAAACGUCAAUACUGUCAAAGCCAAGCCACCGCCCUCUGCCAAACCCGUCAGGACAAUGGAUACCAUUAUGGAGAAGCCAAUGGAUAUUGUCGUCAAGUCACGGACAUUGACGAUACCUAUUGUCGAAGAUGCAACACCAAAGCCUCGCAUAGUCAUCACACAUUUGGUUCUCGAAAACUUCAAGAGCUACGCUGGACGACAAGAAGUGGGACCAUUCCAUGCGUCGUUUUCAUCCGUUGUUGGACCGAACGGCUCUGGAAAGUCCAACGUCAUUGACUCUCUCCUCUUUGUGUUUGGUUUCCGAGCCAGCAAGAUGCGACAGGGAAAGAUCUCUGCUUUAAUUCACAAUUCUGCACAGUAUCCUAACCUUCCUUUCUGUGAAGUUGCGGUGCAUUUUCAAGAGGUCUUGGAUCAGCCCGGGGGUGGCCAUGAAGUAAUCCCUGAUUCGGAGCUCAUCAUUUCCCGUAAAGUUUUCAAAAACAACUCCAGCAAGUAUUACAUCAACGGCAAAGAGUCAAGCUUCACGAUUGUUACUACACUUCUGCGUGACCGUGGCGUGGAUCUUGACCACAAGCGUUUCUUGAUUCUCCAGGGAGAGGUCGAAUCAAUUGCUCAGAUGAAGCCCAAGGCUGCGAAUGAGCACGAAGACGGAUUACUGGAAUAUCUCGAAGACAUCAUUGGAACCUCCAAAUAUAAAACUCCGAUUGAAGAGUCCGCGGCUGAGGUCGAAACUAUCAAUGAACUUUGCAUGGACAAGAGCGCUCGUGUUCAGCAUGUUGAGAAGGAGAAGAACAGCCUGGAAGAAAAGAAAGACAAGGCACUCGCAUUCAUUCGAGAUGAGAAUGAACUCGCCAUGAAGCAGUCUGCAUUGUAUCAACUCUAUCUCCAUGAAUGUACGGACAACAUCGCAAUCACAGAAGAGGCGAUCAACCAGAUGCAGUCUCAACUGGACCUUGAACUCGAAAAACACCAAGGCAGCGAGCAGAUUAUCAAGGAACUCGAGCGCCAAUACGCCCAAGUUGGUAAGGAGUUUGAAGCUCAAGACAAGCAAACUCAGGCAUUCGUCAAACAAUUGGCAAAGUUUGAACAAGAACGCGUCAAGUUUGACGAGAAGAAGAAAUUCUUGGAAGACAAGAGGAAAAAGCUCCAAAAAUCGAUUAACAAGGCUGAAAGAUCUGCGACUGAGGCUGAUGAGACAAUCGAGCAAUGCGGAGAGGACAUUGUCACACGGACUCAAGAAAUCGCGGCACUAGAGACUAUGGCGAAAGAAGAAGAAGCUGAGCUCACCAAGAUCAGAGACAAUCUGAAGGGAAAGACCCAAGUCUUUUCUGAUCAGAUUGCAGCUAAACAAAAGUCUCUGGAGCCAUGGACAGAAAAGGUCAACCAGAAGCAAUCUGCCAUUGCCGUUGCCGAAAGUGAGAUGAACAUUCUCCAGGAAAAGGCGAAUGCUGGUGCAGUCGCUCUGCGGGAGCUGGAGGCCAAAAUUUCAUCUAUUGAAGAGGGCAAAGUUUCCAAGCAGAAGGAGCUCAAGGCUUGCCAGGCUGAAAAAGCAAAAUUGACAAAAGAGGCCGAAAAGAUGAAGUCGGAGCUCUCUAUUCUCGCAGAACAAGAACCAAAGAUAAGAUCAAAGAUUUCCAACGCCCGCCAGAAAGCAGAUGAAGCUCGCUCAAGUUUGGCCAAUACUCAAACGAGGGGCAAUGUGCUAUCUGCCCUGAUGCGAAUGAAGGAAACAGGACGUAUCGAUGGAUUCCAAGGUCGUCUAGGAAACCUCGGCACUAUUGAUAAGAAAUACGACGUGGCAGUCUCUACCGCGUGCCCUCAGCUGGACAACUUUGUCACCGAAACAGUCGAGGCAGGUCAGCAGUGUAUUGAGUAUCUACGGAAGAAUAACCUUGGUCGUGGCAACUUCAUCUGUCUAGAUAAACUUCGACAACGGGACAUGUCGCCGAUCAACACCCCAGAAAAUGCGCCGCGGCUGUUUGAUCUUGUCAAAGCAAAAGCCGACAAGUUUCUACCAGCGUUCUAUCAUGCUAUGCAGGAUACCCUUGUUGCCAAUGACCUUGCGCAGGCUAAUCGUAUUGCUUACGGCUCCAAGAGGUGGCGCGUUGUGACGCUGGACGGCGAAUUGAUUGACAAAUCUGGUACCAUGUCAGGAGGUGGCAACACGGUGAAGCGAGGCCUCAUGUCCUCCAAGCUCGUUGCCGACACAACACAAGAACAUGUCGCCAAACUUGAAGAGGAUCGCGAUGGGUGGGAAACCAAGUUCCAAGAGUUCCAGGAAUAUCAGCGAGAAUGCGAGAACAGAAUGAAGGAGCUGAGCCGGGAAAUCCCUCAACUAGACACCAAGAUGCAAAAAAUCGGCUUGGAAAUGGAGAGCGCCACGCGAAACUUGGCUGAUACCCAGCGACGUAUCCAGGAAGUCAACAAGGAGUACCAACCAUCCGCUGAAGACUCCAAGAGAAUCUCGACACUGCAGAAAGAAGUAGCUAAGCUGACUGCAGAAGUGGAGAAACUUCGCGGUGAGACAUCCAGCGUCGAGGAGGAGAUUAAAGCUCUGCAGGACAAGAUUAUGCAAGUUGGUGGAGACGCGCUGCGAGCUCAGCGAGCCAAGGUUGACUCCAUCAAAGAGGAGAUUUCAACUUCAAAUGACGAAAUCUCCAACGCUGAAGUCAAGAAAGCCAAGGCCGAAAAACAAAAGGUCAAGCUCGAGAAGGAACACACCAAGGCUACCAAAGAGCGGGAUGCCGCAGUACGCGAUCUUGAGCAGCUGCAAGACGGCCUUGAUAACCAAGGAGAGAAAGCGGAAGAGCUCAAAGCCCGCGUCGAAGAAGCCGAGCAAGGGCUUGCGGAGAUGAAGACGGGGCUGAAGCAGCUCAAGACAGAGUUGGACGCCAAGGUUGCAGAGCUGAAUGAAACCCGAGCGGUGGAGAUUGAGAUGCGGAAUAAGCUCGAAGAGAACCAGAAGGUUCUCGCUGAUAACCAGAAGCGACUCCGAUACUGGCAAGACAAGCUGUCCAAACUUUCGCUCCAAGAUGUUGAUGAUUUGGUCGGCAACUCGGGUCCUAAGCCCAUCAAGACCGAAGAAUCGGAGCAGACUGAGAUGCCAGGGCCUUCAGAAAAUGAUGACGAUGAUGAAGAUGUUGAGAUGACAGACGCCGAGGCCGAUGAUGCUGAGAUGGAAGAUGGAGACGCCAUGUCAGUUACGUCUGACAAGACUGAACAUGCCGAAAGCGCACCCGCUCGCCAGCCCAACGAACUGCCAAGGUACACGCCAGACGAGUUGGCUGGUAUGAGUAAGGAGACUCUUAAAGGGGAGAUUGCCGCGUUGGAAGAGAAGACUCAGAAUGUCAACGUGGAUCUCGGAGUUUUGGCUGAGUACCGUCGUCGCGUGGAAGAACAUAUGAACCGCGCGUCUGAUCUGCAAACAGCACUUGAACAGCGCGAUGCAGCCAAGAAGAGACUGGAUGACUUGCGCCGUUUGCGACUUGAAGGCUUCAUGGAGGGCUUCAGUGCAAUUUCACUGCGCCUCAAGGAGAUGUACCAAAUGAUCACCAUGGGAGGUAACGCAGAACUCGAGUUGGUUGACAGCUUAGACCCCUUCAGCGAAGGUAUCCUUUUCAGCGUCAUGCCGCCCAAAAAGAGCUGGAAAAAUAUUGGCAAUCUUUCGGGUGGAGAGAAGACUUUGAGUAGUCUUGCUUUGGUGUUUGCUCUGCAUCACUAUAAACCAACGCCGCUAUAUGUCAUGGACGAAAUUGAUGCUGCUCUGGACUUCCGAAACGUCUCGAUCGUCGCGAACUACAUCAAAGAGCGUACAAAGAAUGCACAGUUCAUCGUUAUUUCGCUACGAAACAACAUGUUUGAGCUUGCAGCGCGCCUUGUCGGCGUGUACAAGGUCAACCAUAUGACGAAGAGUGUCACGAUUGAGAACAAGGACUUUAUCGACAGGCCUCAAAUGACACAGCAGCAGCAGCAGAGAGCGCUGGGAGGAGGUGGAAAUACGACCACAGUGCCAAUGAGGUAGCACGAAUAAGUUGUCUUUCAAUUCUAAUGUGACAGAAGGGCUUAUGUUAUUAGGCGAACCGAUGGCGGAAAUUGACCGCACCUUUGACGUGUCCAUGACUCUCAUAUAUGGGGCAAAAGGGUAGGCAAACAUUGGAGACAUACCCGGGGUCUGGUUUUGUUUUUGGAAUUAUGGCGGAUACUUUUGUCGAAAAAGGAUAUAGCUUUUAAUGAUUUUUUAUGAGCAAAUGCCUGUUGGAUUUCAAAGUAUGUGAGACGCUGAUG